Messenger RNA from Cylicostephanus goldi, 324 nucleotides. Lineage: Eukaryota; Metazoa; Nematoda; Chromadorea; Rhabditida; Strongylidae. The record is from the annotation of a GenBank genome assembly.
AUGAUGAACUCAAAAGAACUCUUGCUCGAGGACAGCGAUAGCGAAGAGGAUGAGCCGGAACGACUCCAUUUGUACAGAAAUCGCACGUGUCCUUUCGAAACGCUAUUGGACGUUGAGUUCCAAAGAACUUUCGUUUUGGUCGUCUUCUAUGAACUUUGCGAGAUGCUCAGAGAAGAUCAUCCAAUGAGUAGUGUAACGUCUCUGACGGUUGCCCAGCAAGUAGCUGCAUGUGUUCACCUUUUGAAUAGAAAAGCCACGCAGGCCGAUUUGGCGCAUCUUGCUGGCUGUAACCAAAGCACGGUUUUAAAGACAGGAUUUUUCUGA